AUUUUCAAGGCAUUUUUAUUAAUUUUUCUCUGAAACUAUACAUUUCUGGCUAGCAUUAGUGGCAAAACAAAUUAAUAAAAAUGCAGUUCAACGUUAUCGUCCUAAUUUUUGCUCUUUUACUGGCUUUAGUUUCGGCGAGAAUCGAUCCACAAAACUUAAGAUGUUUAGUAUGCCGGCAGACCUUCGAGGAGCUUAACAGAGCGAUAAAGAAGAUAGAUAAGUGGAAAAAAGUUGAUGUGGGUAACUUCAGGAUGGAUGCCAGUGGCAACACGCUGCAGGACAAGGUUCCAGCCCAUCGAUCAGCAGUCUACAUCUCGGAGAUGAUUGAUGACAUCUGCAAGAAAAUGGACGACUACGUACGUGUGUAUUACAAAGCAACUGGGAAACUCGCCAUCAUGCAACUGAUAAUGGAAGAUGGCAAGAUGAACGUCGAGUUUUCCAAGACCAAAUUCGUCACUGAUGAUGACUUGAAUAAGAGCUUGGAGUAUUAUUGCGAACGUAUGUUUGAAGCAAAUGAAGAUGAGAUCACGGACUUAUACAAGAACAGACCUCACGACGACAUCAUGCCUGAUGCUGAAAGAGAGAUUUGUUUUAAACAUACACAAUACUGCGAGGAAUGGAUGCUGCCUACAGAAGAGGACACUACAUGGACCCCGGAGAUGGAAGCUGAAUAUGUCAAGGUUCACGGUCCCGAUCCAUACGGGUUUGGCAAUUUUGCGCCGCCUGCGCAGCAAAUGAUGCCGGACCUGGCCGACGACGAAGACGACUCGGAAGACAUACCAGCUGAAGAAGAGCAAGAGCUAAAAGAUGAAUUGUAAGAGAAAGGGUUUGUUUUGUGGAAUAAUGUGUAGGGUGUAAGGGGUGUGCCAAAAACUUAUAUGAUUUUAUAAGAGUAUAAGCUACUAUUAUAUUUGUUAAUGUUCUUAGAUUAUACCCGUAUUCAGCAGGGGCCGUAUAUGGGCUCCUACAAAAUAUAAAUGUAUAAGAUAUUAGACAACACCACAUGCGUUGCUUUGAUUUCAAAGUAACUAAAACAAUUGUGGUAUGGAAACCGGAAACAAUGACGGCAUUCUGA
Hyposmocoma kahamanoa is the source of this 1075-nucleotide messenger RNA. RefSeq names its product protein seele (gene sel). Gene Ontology annotation, cellular component: endoplasmic reticulum. NCBI's taxonomy places the organism in Eukaryota, Metazoa, Arthropoda, Insecta, Lepidoptera, Cosmopterigidae. The transcript has 7 exons. Bases 81 to 818 code for a protein of 245 amino acids. The record is from RefSeq and is a predicted model, not a curated record.